This is a messenger RNA of Centropristis striata (black sea bass), 3811 nucleotides long. RefSeq names its product FBJ murine osteosarcoma viral oncogene homolog B (gene fosb). The coding region runs from base 206 to 1540 and encodes 444 amino acids. Lineage: Eukaryota; Metazoa; Chordata; Actinopteri; Perciformes; Serranidae. Gene Ontology annotation, biological process: regulation of transcription by RNA polymerase II. The transcript is spliced from 5 exons. The record is from RefSeq and is a predicted model, not a curated record. Gene Ontology annotation, cellular component: nucleus. Gene Ontology annotation, molecular function: DNA-binding transcription factor activity, RNA polymerase II-specific; RNA polymerase II cis-regulatory region sequence-specific DNA binding.
AAGACCAGAUCUGCUACCGUGCACCGUAAUACUAGCUCACGUCCUCCGGCGCACACUGAGUGGACUUUAUGGAUUUAUAAUCGCAUAUUUGACGAACGGAUAAAGGAGCGCGAUCCGAGGAUUUAAAGCUGAACGAGAGGACUUCUUACCCGGUUGAAUUGGGACGCUUUCCCCCGAAUCGCGGGGAACUGGAUUAAGCUUCUUCAUGCAACUUUUUUGGAAAGAAACCAAGAGCAUCUCACCAGGGAAUAGCAAAAACAUCAGCAACGGUGACAUCGCCCUCUCUCUGAUAACUGCAGGUGUUGCGUUCUCUCUCGGUCCCUCCGGGGAGAUGUACCAAGGGUUCCCCGGCGACCCAGACAGCGGAUCCCGUGAAAGCUCCUCUCCAUCUAUAGAGUCCCAGUACCUUUCCUCCGUGGACUCCUUUGGAAGCCCGCCGACCACCAGUGCUCCGCAGGAGUGUACCUCAGCGGGAGCUGGUUUGAGCAUUGGCAGCGGGCCAGGGCCCAGCGUCGGAGGGGAGAUGCCCGGUUCAUUCGUGCCCACCGUCACUGCCAUCACCUCCAGCCAGGACCUGCAGUGGAUGGUACAGCCGACUCUCGUCUCCUCCCAGGCCUCUGGACAGAGUGGGACCACUGGGACCACCACCAUGACCCAGCCAGUCUCACUGGUUGACCCAUAUGACAUGCCCGGACCCAGUUAUUCCUCGGGGUCUGCAUUCACCCCGCCAAGUUCAGAAACACCGGGCCCAGCACCGGGCCCCAUCCGCCAGUCCAGAACCCGCAGCCGCCGUACACGGGAGGAGUCUGUGAGUGAAGAUGGAGAUGUUGGUGUGUUACUAACACCUGAAGAGGAGGAGAAGAGGCGUGUCCGGCGAGAGAGAAACAAGUUGGCUGCCGCCAAAUGCAGAAACCGCCGACGAGAACUCACAGACAGACUGCAGUCGGAGACGGACAUCCUGGAGGAGGAGAAGGCAGAGCUGGAGGCUGAGAUCUCUGAGCUGCAGAAGGAGAAGGAGCGUCUGGAGUUUGUCCUGGUGGCCCACCAGCCGAACUGUAAGAUCCAUUACCAGGAGCAACCACAGCAGAGCUCGGUGCAGCUCCCUCCAGUCCAGCCCCAGCUCCCUCCCCAGACCUUACAACCUCCUGUCUCCAUUGUGGGCUUGGCUGUGAAGGAAGACUCUUUCUAUCUGCCUCCUGCCUACACAGCCCAUCCGGCCUCCACACAGUCCCAGCCUCCGGUUCAGCAGCAAGUCCAGCAGCAGCCUCAGCCAGGGAUAAUGCAGGAGGUAGAGUUUUCUAGUUCUUUCUAUGGCUCAAGUGAGCCGGCACCAGGCGGGCCGUGCCUCAUGGCCAGCGACAGUGGUGGUGGUGGUGGUAACCAUGACGAUGCGGCCAUUGGCAGCUACAACACCUCAUACACAUCUUCAUUUGUGUUCACCUACCCAGAGGGAGCCUGCGGGGUCAGUGCCAACCAGCGGAACAGCAGUAGCGAGCAGUCAUCUGAUUCCCUGAACUCGCCUUCGCUGCUGGCGCUCUGACUGACCGACAGACACACGCGCUCACAUAUCAACAAGCACAUACAUUAUGCUCGCUGGAAGUAGAGGCUGAGGCAAGUACAUGCAGAGUACCUAUCAGUCUCAGAGAUUGAGAAAAAAAACAACCAAUCACUUAUUUCUGAUUGGGUUAAAGUUUACAAAUUCAUGCAUUCCAAUCAAGAGCCAUACAAAUAGUUGCACAUUAUAUUAGAUCUAACCUUUAACAACAACAUAUACAUCGUUUCUUGUUUUGUAUUAUCAGAAAACCUGCAACUGGACAAGAUAUGUGAAUUAAAAAACUGAGUCACAAAAUCCCAGUCCAAGUUGCAAAUCUUAAGUGCUCUGAAUUAACAGAUUAAUUCACAAUGAAGAUUCCCAAUCUUCAACCUGUACAGUACAUCGAGUAAAAUAGCUCACUUUACACUCCAACAAGCACCAGUGCCCCCACCUUGUUCCCUCUGUGGGUUGACUUUUCCAGUGCUUUUGCUCUCAUCCUUUUCCAUCCUUUUCUUCCUCUCGCUGAAUGUAUUUGUGCAAAUCUGAACUAGGGACGAAGGACUUUGUUCAGGGUCUUUUCUUGUUGGAGACAGACUGCUGAUUUCACCUCUAACCCUUCAUCUGCUCGACUUUCCUCUGCUUCUUCAUUUGCUGCUUGGACUUGGCAAGUUGGGGAUCUGAGUAUCACCAUCAGCCUCCACUAAAUCUUGUGCUUUCUUCUCUCGUUUUUAAAAAAACAAACAAUUUCUUCUGCCGUCUACCUACCACUACUGCCAUGCGACCCAUCUCUGCCCAUCUGUUUCUCCUCUUCUGUCUCUGUGUUUCUCCCUUUCUCUGAAGUCUUCGACCCCAGAGAGCCCGAAGACCCCCGAGAGCCCUUGGGACCUUGAGUGAAAGACGGCCCAACUAACACGCCCCUUUGCACCCUCUCAUUCAAGGACAUGGAUGCAAAGCAGAUCCUUACAGUGAACAGCAGCUAAAUAACUUUAACACAUGCACACGGACGCAUAAUUGAUGAACGCAAAAUGCAAGACGGAUGCCACUGUCUUCUGCUGAGCCAUUUUUUCAAAGUUCACACAAUGAAGAUUAGAAACGUCUUGUGUUGUGAGGCCGGGUAAACGUGAGGAUGGAGAGAGGUUUAGAGGAAGGGAGGAAGGAAGUGCGACCAAGCUGGACAUACUCAAAUAGAGAGGUGAUGGAUAAAGAGGAUGACUCUCAUCCUAACCAUCCUUUUUUUGGAACUGAAUGUUGAAAAAAAAAGAAAGAGCCAAAUGUUAAAAACAAAAGCAAAAAAGAGAAAAAAAUCCUGCUCUUGCCAACUGUGUGGAAGGGUGGCCUCAGUAAAAACACCUCCGUACCACAGAGCCUCAUCACCCUGGGCCUACAUGCGUAUAUUCACAUCAUUGCUUUCAAGUCUCUGAACUGAAGAUACAGACGUGUUGUUGCAGCGCACAAGCUCCGUGUUUUGCUCAGAAUAAAUCAGAUGUGAACCGAUGCCUUUAUUUAGAGGAGAGACGUUUUUUGUAGUGAUUCAGACAACCUCUAAACAUUUGGGCUCAGUGGUCUCUGUACCUCCCCUGUUCUCUCAGCGGAGACGAGGUUGGGGUGCGUUUAUUGUGAGUGCGUCCACUCUGAGGCACCUGGCCCGUUUAUUUAUUUCUUUAUUGAGGUUGAUGUGGCGAGUGAGCACAAAGACACGACCUGGAAACAAAAGGGGGAACACGUGGGCAGAUGUCGUGGAGUGAGCGUCCUUUCUUUGCCUGUGAAUUUGUACAAUUUGUUUUUCCUGUAUGUUUGAGUGAGAAUUGUUAUAUAUUUUAAUGUUUAUGUUUGUUUGUGUGUUUGAUUGUUUUUUGCAUUGACCUCUGCUUUCACUAGUACUGUUGCCAUUUCUUGUUUUGUUUAUUGUUUUAUGUUUUUUAAUCUGGUGAUUUUCCCAUAUGUUACUAUUAUUAUUGCAUUGUAACUAUUGUUUCAUUAUUUUAUUGUAUUUUCAUUUGGCAACUUUGGAGGCAUGUUGUGCACUACAAAAAAGAAAAAAAAAUUAUAAAUCUAUAUGCAUAUACAACAUAUAUACAGGUAACAUGUAUAUAUAAGUGUAUGUACCAUGAUUGUAAAGUAUGAAUGUCUGCAGAUCUAAAUGGGAUAUUUUUGUCAAUGAAGAACAAGAUAAAAUGUUACUGAGGUUUAGUUUUAAAAUAAAUAUUUUUAUAAAGGAACAAGAGUAAAAAAAAAACUAUAAUAAAUUUAGAGUACUGCCCUGUCCCUCAACAUGAA